Molecule: messenger RNA, 1725 nt
Organism: Didymodactylos carnosus
Lineage: Eukaryota; Metazoa; Rotifera; Eurotatoria; Philodinida; Philodinidae
Source: the annotation of a GenBank genome assembly
AUGAUUUCUCUUGUUCACAAUCGAACAGAAAUACAAUUCAUUUAUAUUUUUUGUGAAGAUACAACUGAAUUAGACGAAUGGGUAAAGCAAGAGUCUUAUACGAAAAUCCAAGAUCGAGUUUAUAUUGAUGAAAAUAUUCUUUUCGAACAACUAGAAAAGGACCUUCCUGUGCCGAAACAGCUCUUAGCAACUUCAACCAAAGAAGAGCGGAGGCCGCUAAGCUUGUUUAAGAAUAAAGAUAAAGAUACUUUAAUAAGAAAUCUUAGUGAAGAAUCUGUUGCAUUCAUUCGGUAUCAGCUACUCAUUGAAAUAUUACUUCGUAUGCCAUUAUCGGAUAAAGCUAAACGCAUUAUGUUAGAACAUUGUCGAAGGUGUUACGACGAGAAUGAUCCAGAACAAACGCGUAUUACUGAAUUUGAAAAGACAUAUCGGAUUGGCGUACUAGGUACAGCAAUUCGUUGGUAUAGUCGUCCGUGUUUUCUAAACCGUUUAUUAGCAAAGGCUAUAAGCACACAAGAUGCGCAUUAUCUGUACACGUUUCGGUUUAUUAUUUCGGAAUUGCAUAAUGAGUUACGUUCAUUAAACUUGGUUAGAACUCAGUCAUUGCCAUCAAAACUCUUUAGAGGUACAGUUCUGUCAACAGAUAUCCUAGAAGAUCUAAAGAAAAACGUUGAGGGACUUGUAUCGAUGAUUGGAUUUUUUUCUGCAACUACCAAUCCAGCAAUAAGCGACAUAUAUGCAGGAGCUGGUCCGCUUCCGACAGAUGAGAAACAUGUUGUAUUCAAUUUAAACGUUAAAGAUGGUGUCACAACAAAGCCAUUCGCCAGUAUUCGACAAUAUAGUGUAAUGCCAGAUGAAGAUGAAAUCCUGUUUUCUCUCGGCACCGUAUGGCGUGUUCUAAAUGUCAAGCUGAAUGAAAACGAAGUAUGGAAUAUAGACUUAGAAUUAAGUAAAGAAGAUGACGAACGAUGCAUUGAACUGUCAGAAUAUUUGAAAAAACAAUUCGGAGACGUACCAACCCUGUUAACUCUAGGAAACUUUUUAUCUUCAAUCGGCGAGCAUGAAAAAGCUGAGAAAUACUAUAGAUUGUUAUUGGACGAACUACCCAAAGAUCAUAAAGAUAUCGGAGUGAUUUAUAAUAAUAUUGGCUUUAUACGCUACGAAAACAAAGAUUUUUGUGGAGCAGAAGAUUGGUUUCAGAAAGCAGAAAAAUUUUUCGAAAAUAUGAAUAAAACAAAUGCUAACACUGAUAAUAAAUUACAUGUUGAUAUAGUUAAAUAUAACCAUGAUCUAGCACGUUGGACCACUAAUAGUGCCCUUUUUUCAGCUACAUCGUUGAGAUGUCACAAUGAAACACUUGAAUGUAUAACCAAAUCUUUACAAGCAGAUCAUUCAUCGUCAGUUGCAAUCAUGGUUAACAAUAAAGGUCUGAUUCAUUAUAAACGAGGUGACUAUACAACGGCAUUAAACUGUCUCAUUGAAGCACUUAAAAUUUUAAAUGAAAAUAAUGCACGUUAUCCUCCAGACAUAUCAGCGGUACAUAAUAAUAUUGGUGCGACGUAUUUCAAACUGGAUGAACACGCUAAAGCUUUAGAAAAUUUUGAUUUAGCUAUUAAGGUUGGCCUAGAAUUGUUGCCACCGACACACAAGUGGAUUAUUGAAUACACGAAUAAUAAAGCAGCGGUGUUGAAAGGUAUUAGCUCUAGUCAAAGCAUCAGAAAUUGA